Cicer arietinum (chickpea) is the source of this 1620-nucleotide messenger RNA. Its product is annotated as secretory carrier-associated membrane protein 1-like. Lineage: Eukaryota; Viridiplantae; Streptophyta; Magnoliopsida; Fabales; Fabaceae. Gene Ontology annotation, biological process: protein transport. Gene Ontology annotation, cellular component: trans-Golgi network membrane; recycling endosome membrane. The record is from RefSeq and is a predicted model, not a curated record.
GAAGCACAGUAGCACCGUGAAUUGACUGACUCUCAUCUCACGAUAACUAACUAACAUAACAUGCAUGAAAAUUUUCCUCCCAUCCAUUCCAUCCGUGAUUUCUCUUCUCUUCAGUUAGUUUUCAUUAAUUUCCAUCCCAUUCCACAAAACAAAACAACAAGUAAAAGAGAAGCCACCGUUCAUUGCGAAACAAACAUAACAACAAACAAAUCUCUUAUUCCCUUCCUUUAAUCUCAAUUCUCUCUUCAUCAAAAAUCUCCCGUAUCCAUUUUUUGCUAUCUCUUAAUAUUUUUCAUUUUAGAUCUCUCUAAAUCUCCGUGCCUCAAAUCCCAUGAGUAACUUUGAAUCCAAUCCCUUCGCCGAAGAAGAGGUUAAUCCUUUCGCCGAUGCUCCUCAAGGAAAAGCUUCAGGGAAAUCAAAUUAUGGUGGAGGUGCAUUCUACACUACUAACCCAGGAAGUGUUUCCUCUGGAACCUCAAAGCUCUCACCACUUCCUCAUGAGCCUCAUGAUCGUGGGGCAACAACUGUUGAUAUUCCUCUUGAAAUGCCACAGGACCUCAUAGCAAAGGAGAAGGAACUUCAAGCUAGAGAGGCUGAAUUGAAAAGAAGGGAACAGGAGCUAAAAAGAAAAGAAGAUGCUAUAGCUCGAGCUGGAAUAGUUAUAGAGGAAAAAAAUUGGCCACCUUUUUUCCCUCUUAUUCAUCAUGACAUUGCAAAUGAAAUACCAAUACAUCUUCAAACAAUCCAGUAUGUUGCGUUUACAACAUGGUUGGGUUUGAUUUUAUGCCUUUCAUGGAAUAUUGCGGCUGUUACAGUAGCAUGGCUCAAAGGAGAAGGUCUGUCAAUAUGGUUUCUUGCUAUCAUAUACUUUAUUUCCGGUGUACCAGGAUCCUAUGCAAUGUGGUAUCGCCCUCUUUAUCGUGCUACCAGGACGGACAGUGCGCUAAAGUUUGGCUGGUUUUUCUUCUGUUAUUCGUUCCACAUUCUCUUUUGCGUUUUGGCUGCAGUUGCACCUCCAAUUAUCUUCAAAGGAAAAUCUCUUGCAGGUGUUCUGCCUGCAAUUGAGAUACUGACCUACAAUCCAUUGGUUGGGAUACUCUACUUUAUCGGGUUUGGUUUUUUCGCCAUUGAAUCACUGCUGAGCAUCUGGGUUAUUCAGCAAGUAUACAUGUACUUCCGCGGCAGUGGGAAGGCUGCUCAAAUGAAACGUGAAGCUGCAACGGGGGCCAUGAUGAGAGCCCUAUGAGAUUAUGAAAGACGGGGGGUGAUAAAAUGUUGAAAAUGGCACAUGCAAAUGUCUUCCCUAUGGUUAUACACAAAAUUCUUCUUCCUCAGUUACCACAUCUUUCACCUUUUGCGGCUUGCAUAAAACUUGGAUAUUUAUAUUCUUUGGGUUUUAUUGGCCUAGGAUUUGACUCAAAGUGGAAGAUUUAAGAUAGAAACUGUAGUUGUUCAUACAUAGGCUAAUGUUUUUUGAGACGAUUCCUUAAUCUUGUAUAACUUGGUUCAUAGAAUAUUGUUUGUAAUUUUUAAUAUUAACAAUUACGGUUCUAAUUUUAAAUGUUACAGCAGAGACGCCAUGAACCCUGAGGAUCAGGAGGGGACUAUUUGCAAAGACAA